AUGUCUGACUCGGAUUCUGACCUUGACCUUGGCCAUGCCGAACAUGCACGCUUUGUGUAUAUGGUUAAGACGGAGAAUUUCAGGUCCAAUCAGGGAGUUUUCUUCGGGAAGCACUUUCCCGAACCAUUCAUGGAAGCCAUUGUCUGGGCUCUUCUGAACUACAUGAGGAGCACUGGUGGAAGCUCUAUAUUGGGCAAGUGCCCAUUUUCUGAGGAGCCCAAGGAAGAGCCACUAUUUUGCGUGGAUUUAGAAGCAGACGAGCAGGGGCCGGAUCAGCUAAGCGUCGGAGAGCCUGAGCCGAUAGAUCUUACGAUAGAGAAAUGGCGUGAGGAGAUGAUUCAUCCAAGAGAGCGGAUUAUCUUGACUAGGUAUUCUCCGGGUUUCAACCCACAGGAAAAAUACUGGCAAUUCCAACUUAUAUCGGAAGCCCUAAAGAGGGUUGGAAUGUCGUCCGUGGAUGGAAAGAUUGAAAAUCUAGGGGGUUUGUCAACCGAGCAGAACAUCGCUUGGGAGCCUACUCUGGACCAUUCAGUUGAUGGUUUAGAUCCUUCAGUGAACAGCCAAAUUGACCAAUUUGACCCAAUUAAAAUGGCAGCGACUGCAGAUAUAGAAGCAAGUAUGGCUGCAGAGAUUGAUGCGAGUGACUUUCAGUCCUCCACACUGAUCAUUCCAACGGAAGAGUCCUUGGAGCGAUUUGAACAGCAUCGAAAGAUACUGGACAAUCAUGAAUAUCAGAUAAACAAUCACGAAGAGGCCUGUCAGAUUCUCAAAAUCGCAAAUCCUAGAACGCCGCGAAUGAGAUCUAUGAACCGAUCAGUCGUUCUGAAGUUCUGGCAGCCGGUUCGAGGUGCUAUACUUGGCGAUUCUGUGGGGCUAGGAAAGACGUGGAUGGCCAUUGGCGUAAUGCUUAAGAUCUGGGAAGAUUAUAACCAAUCUGUGAAAAAUGCAAUAAGCGAAGGAAAGGAACUCCCGCCAGGUAAACCAUUCCUGGUCGUCAUGCCUCCGUCACUUAUCAUGCAAUGGUGCGCAGAGAUCACUCGGGUUACAGACAAAUUGCAAGUUGUGUUGUAUUAUGGCAACAAGACAUCCAAAGAGGGCAUACGGCCAGUGAAGACUAUACUGUGCAAGGAACAUGAGCUGUUUGAUGGUUCACCAGUCAAUGGUCGAAAAGUAGUUAUUACCUCUUAUCAAACACUUAGCAACCGGCAUGGGCCCACUGCCAUAAAAACAUGGUGUAACAGAACACAUCAGGUUUAUAUGGAGGAUAUACCAACUCCACCACAGGGUUUUCCGCAUCGACUUGACAGGUGUUUUUCAGAUGUGAUUAUUGAUGAGGGGCAUACGCUUCGAAAUUCGGAUACCUCACAGUCCAGGGCAGUCCACUGGUUGAAGGCGAACUUCUAUCUACUAUUGACUGCCACCCCUAUUUACAACUCUCGUGAAGACAUGCGCGGAUAUAUCCCACUACUAUUUCAUCCACCCUCUCAGGGGGAUAUGCAUACGUUGAGGACGUUAGGAAGAGACAUUUUCAAAUUACCCCUUGAGAACCCUGCGAGGAGCGUUUGCUGCACGGAAAAGGCAGUGGAAGAGUACAUUCUUGACAAUAAAGUGCCACCAAUGGCGGCAGGGGAGCGCCUACGUGUCAUAUUUGGCCAGAUUCAUGGAAGCGAUAUACCGCCAACCCAUCGCAGAGUAUGUACUGUGGUAUACAGUCAAAAAGAAUCUGCUAUGUAUACUAGGCUUUCUGCUAUUCAUUACGAUGGCCUAUUCAUGGAGGAUCCGAGGGAUCCAACCAAAGUAGUUUGGAACAUGGCCAAACUCCGCAAACUUUAUCUUUUGACCGCAUGGCUAGGUUUCGAUUAUCUCGAGCAUACGCUCCACGCACCCAAGAUACCAAAAGCCUGCAGCAAGUUGAAACAAGGGACUUUAGGAGCAUUCUUCGCACGAACCAUAGUGGGGAAAAUGAAGCCUCAACGCCAAGAGUCUAUCUACCAGAGCAUCGAAUCGAUAGUAGGAACGCGGAGAACCUGGGUUCUCGAGUUCCUCCUGAAGGGGUCGCCCAAAAUGAGGGCUAUGCUUCCCGUCUUGCGUGAUCAGGUGAUUGUUCAUAGCGAAAAAGCAAUGGUAUGGACCCAGUUCCCUGCUGAACAGAUCUAUGUUGCAGCAGUUCUUAAAGAGGCCAAUAUCGAUGCGGAGAUCUUCCAUGCCGGACUGACUCGUGAUGAGAGGAUGAAACUCAUUGAGCGGUUUACACAGAAGCAUGACGAAUGCAUGGUAUUGAUAUGUGCAUAUAAUGUCAAUGCUGCUGGCAUGAAUCUACAGAAUCUCUGCCGCAACGUUCAUAUCCUUUCGAUGGGCUUGUCCAAGUCGGUUGUUAACCAGGCGAUUGGAAGAGUAAGUCGACUCGGUCAAGAGCGUAUGACGUUCGUCUACGAGUAUCGCCUUCGGUCCUCCUUUGACGAAGACCUUGUUUCCCGCAGUGAGCGGAAAGCCCUUCCAGGUUUAGUCGCAGACCUUGGUGAUGGUUUCAGUUUCCCUUCAAUUUCGGAAGAUGGAGAAUGUCUAAACGACCAAUGGGUACUACGAGCUGGAGAGUUGUAUCAACUUGCACCUGGUGAGCCUGUAAGAAAGGAAGACAUCACGGAAAGUAAACCUAUUCUCAAGAAGUUAAUGAGGUCUAUGGAAGACACCAUUUAG
Molecule: messenger RNA, 2697 nt
Organism: Aspergillus pseudotamarii
Lineage: Eukaryota; Fungi; Ascomycota; Eurotiomycetes; Eurotiales; Aspergillaceae
Product: P-loop containing nucleoside triphosphate hydrolase protein
Exons: 5
Coding region: 1-2697 (898 amino acids)
Molecular function (GO): ATP-dependent chromatin remodeler activity; ATP binding
Source: RefSeq, a predicted model, not a curated record